AAUAUUUUAAUUACAUUUUCCUCAAUGUUAGUUGCAUAUUGUUGAUAAUUCGUUGCCAUUUGAUGCAGUGAUUUUGUAAAGAACCGUCGUGUGUAAGCAAAAUGGGAAAACUGUAUCUCUUUUUACCGCUAAUCGUGUCUGUUCUCUUAGUCUCUGCUUCAGAAGAUAUAUGUUUACAGAAGUUGGAAUCAGGACGUUGCCUUGCUUAUAUGCCGAGAUAUGGCUACCAAGUUGCCACUAAAAAAUGUGAACGGUUCAUUUACGGGGGUUGUGGUCAAAAUGACAAUAACUUUGUAACGCUGGAAGAAUGUCAAAGGAGAUGUGAGAGACCCUAAAAUAAAUAAGGAAUAAUCUAAUAAGAAUACAUGAAAAAUCUCAGUAACUUCAAUAAAACUGUAUACCGAAAAUAAAGCAAACUACUUUUAAA
Messenger RNA from Galleria mellonella (greater wax moth), 427 nucleotides. RefSeq names its product kunitz-like toxin PcKuz3. The coding region runs from base 102 to 335 and encodes 77 amino acids. Gene Ontology annotation, molecular function: serine-type endopeptidase inhibitor activity. NCBI's taxonomy places the organism in Eukaryota, Metazoa, Arthropoda, Insecta, Lepidoptera, Pyralidae. The record is from RefSeq and is a predicted model, not a curated record. The transcript has 3 exons.